Molecule: messenger RNA, 423 nt
Organism: Phanerochaete carnosa HHB-10118-sp
Lineage: Eukaryota; Fungi; Basidiomycota; Agaricomycetes; Polyporales; Phanerochaetaceae
Exons: 2
Coding region: 1-423 (140 amino acids)
Source: RefSeq, a predicted model, not a curated record
AUGCCCCCUCGUGGUAAGGAGAGAACAGUCAAUUUGAUGGAACAAGAGAUGGGCCUUGAGCAUGCCGACGGGAAGAAGGCCAAGCUCGUAGCAGAAGAAGAGAAGGGUGCUCAGAACACAACCGGACUGCUCUCGCUGCCUGUGGAAAUCCUCGAGCAAAUGUGCGAAGACUUGCUCAGUACCUCACGGCUUAUCACGAAGAAGCAGGCGCUGGAAAGCGAGCCCCAUCUGAACGAGGAGCUUGUGUAUAGCACGGACCACGGACGUCUUGCGGCCGCGCUGAGGGUCUCCUGUCUACAGAGAUACUAUGAGCGUGCUCUGGAGGCCUGCGCGAUCCGCGGAUCAAAGUUUUGGUAUCGGCAGCCAGCGGAGAGGCUGGAGAGGACGUCGUGGCUGCCGGUCGAGUGUCCGUAUCUGGCGUGA